Molecule: messenger RNA, 4819 nt
Organism: Struthio camelus australis
Lineage: Eukaryota; Metazoa; Chordata; Aves; Struthioniformes; Struthionidae
Gene: MFSD6
Product: major facilitator superfamily domain containing 6
Biological process (GO): antigen processing and presentation of exogenous peptide antigen via MHC class I
Cellular component (GO): plasma membrane
Source: RefSeq, a predicted model, not a curated record
UGGACCGUUUCACUAUGCGUGUGCUCAGUUAUCCCGGCUAGACUGAUGACGUUCGACAGGCCUUGAGCAAAACUUCCUGCUCCCUUCUGCCUCCGAGAAGUUAAAGCCUGUAUUCGCGGGGGGAUCCGCUCCCUUUGCUUUUUGAACCCGUGUUCCUCGCUGCUGUUCUCCGUUGAUCGUUUUAAACUUGCCGGUAGAGCUGUCUUCUGUCCUCUUACUGCCUGGUAGAUCAGAAAAAAACUUCUACAAAGGGAAGAUGUAGUAUUUGAAGACUGUGUUUAUAAUACCUGGGUAGCAGUAAUUCCUCAGGGUGCAUGAAAUAUUGGAUGCCUGUGGAAAGCCAUGGCAGCUGAUGAUAAAGUUGCCAUUUUAACAGACGAUGAAGAAGAACAGAAAAGAAAGUAUGUACUUGCUGAUCCUUUCAAUGGCAUUUCCAAGGAUCAAGACUUGCAGCCCCAGAACGAAUCCCCUUCGACAGAGACAACCACUGUCCCAGAUGAAGAGCUAGACUGGUUAGAAAAGCACUGUGUCAAAAUAAACAACGAUCUUCUGAUUUCAAAGGUCUUCUAUUUUUUCUUCUAUUCUGCAUAUGGCUCUCUCUACCCCUUGCUGCCCGUGUAUUACAAGCAGCUGGGUAUGUCACCCAGCCAGAGCGGACUUCUGGUGGGCAUUAGGUACUUUAUUGAGUUCUGCAGUGCUCCCUUCUGGGGAGUGGUGGCAGAUCGCUUUAAGAAAGGGAAGAUUGUCCUUCUCUUUUCACUUUUAUGCUGGGUUUUGUUUAACCUGGGAAUCGGAUUUGUGAGACCAGCCACCUUAAGAUGUGUACCAAAGGGCCUUCCCCCAGCCCAUCCCACCAAUGCAAGCAACCUUUUAACAACAGUUUUGCAAAAUGCCUCUAUUUCUUCUCUGCUAACCACAGCAAAUACUACAUCCCAGAAAGUUCGUGGGAAGAGAGACGUGUUCACUUCCAGUUCAGUCACUCUGGAAACAAUAGGGACUGCUAAUCCUGAAAUAACAUUCCUGUUACCUACUCAGAGCAAUGACAUGGAGUUUGCCUUGGAAAACAGUUCCCGUUUGAUUUUGAAAAACACGACUGCUAGCCCAGUCUCACCAGGAAAUAUGACUCGGAGUACCACUCCAGCUGCUACCACCACAAAGCCAAUGCCUUCUGACCAAGCUGUGCUUGUUUAUGAUCAUCAAGAAGUAGAAGCCAUCUUUCUACUCAUUCUGUUGGUUGUCAUAAUAGGAGAAUUUUUCAGUGCUUCUUCUGUUACUAUUGUGGACACUGUAACUCUGCAGUACCUCGGUAAACACAGGGACCGGUAUGGAUUGCAGCGCAUGUGGGGAUCUCUGGGCUGGGGGCUAGCCAUGCUGUCCGUGGGAAUUGGCAUCGACUAUACCCAUAUCGAAGUUGGCAUUGAAGGUCAAGGAUGUAAAGCUCCUGAGUACAAGAACUACAGGAUAGUUUUCAUAGUGUUUGGUGUCCUGAUGACAAUGGCAUUGAUUGUGGCCACACAGUUCCGAUUUCAUUAUACGCACUUCAAGCAAGAUGAAGAUAAGAAAAAAGAAGUAGAAGUAUCACAGGUGGACAGAAGUAUCUCCAAUGAAUCCUCUGAUAAUACUCCCACCAGUAUGAGCCAGUCGCAGUCUUUCAAUUUUUGGGAUCUAAUAAAACUGCUGUGUAGUAUCCAGUAUGGCUCUGUGCUCUUUGUGGCUUGGUUCAUGGGGUUUGGAUAUGGCUUUGUGUUCACCUUCCUUUACUGGCACUUGGAAGACCUGAACGGCACUACCACUCUCUUUGGAGUUUGUUCUGUGCUCAGCCACGUGUCUGAGCUGACUGCCUACUUCUUCAGCCACAAAUUGAUUGAAUUGGUUGGUCAUAUCAGAGUGCUCUAUAUUGGUCUUGCCUGUAAUACAGCUCGCUACAUUUACAUCUCGUAUCUGGAAAAUGCCUGGACUGUUCUCCCUAUGGAAGUACUUCAAGGUGUUACGCAUGCAGCUAUAUGGGCAGCUUGUAUUUCAUACCUUAGUGCAGCGGUGCCUCCGGAGUUGAGAACGUCAGCCCAGGGAAUCCUGCAAGGUCUCCACUUGGGUCUGGGAAGAGGAUGUGGGGCUAUGAUUGGAGGGGUUUUGGUCAAUUACUUUGGUCCUGCGGCAACAUUCAGGGGAAUAGGAAUGGCUUGCUUAGUGAUUCUUCUUCUAUUUGCACUGAUCCAGUGGAUGUUGGUUCCUGAUGAAGAAGAAGAAAAGACAAUGCUGGCAGAAAGGAUCCCAGUGCCUUCCAGUCCUGUUCCCAUAGCAACUAUUGACCUUGUGCAGCAGCAAUCGGAAGAUAUCAUGCCUCGAACUGAGCCCAGACUCCCUCUGAAGAAAACCAAACACCAAGAAGAACAAGAGGAUGUGAACAAGCCUGCCUGGGGGAUCAGCUCUUCUCCUUGGGUCACCUUAGCUUAUGCCAUCUAUCAAAUAAAAGAGAUGGUUAAGCUAUCCAAAACCAAUCCAACUCCUGAGAAUCAGCCUUUGCAGAAAAUCAAUGAGAAUUGCAGUGCUUCACCAGCCAGCUCAGCAGGACAACCCCAAAAUGUGAUAGAUUCUGGGCAGUCCAGAGAUUGCUCAGCACCACCAACAACAUCAGAUUCCCAACUAGGCGGCGAGCACAUUGUGUUGGACUGUGACACUCAGCCUGCUGUUGCAGGGCCCUGAGACGUGUUCAUCUUAUCAAAUCCAGUGCAUGGAAUUCUGCUUCUCAGCUGGGAAACGCUGGAGUAGGAGCUCAAAAGUAGGACUUCCUUCAUCUUAAUGAUCAUACUGUGAUGCAGUGCAAGCUUUUAACUAUAUAAAGAACAUUCGUAUGACUACACAGAGCAACGUGAGCUGGGAAGCCAAAAGUUUGGAAUGCUUGAGGGAAGCGAUGAGAUUGGAUCUAUCUGCAGGAAGAAUUUUUGGCUGCUUUGCUAAAGUUUAGUCAAAUGUUAUGAGAUUUCUUUGCAGUCCGUAGAAAAAGGGAGGAGUUCACUUUUCUCUUGCUCAGGCACAGAGUAUCUGACUUAGUCAGCUUAUUUUUUUUCUUUAAAUUUGUUCCUAAGACAAAGAGACUUUAGGAGAGAAACUGAGUUUCCCUGAAUAUUCUUUUAGAAAAUAUCAGACCUGAUAAAUAUAGGUACAGAGACAGUUUCAUGCUGUUAAGAUUUCUCAGAAACAGAAUGGCUUUAGCAAGCAUAUCUUCAUAUUGAGGUGAUGGAUUAAGUAAAACACACAGCCUAUUCUUUGAAGGCAACAUUAUCAUGUUUGAGAUACAGGUCUAGUUCUGCAAAGCAGAGAUAUUGAACUGGCAUUUUAGUGAAACAAAAAAAACUGGAGGAAGGGUUUUAAAAAAGCUAACCUCUGUGCUUGUAACUCUCAGUUGGGGCCUAUGUUGUGUGUGGGGGGGGUAACUUUAGGGUUGAAGUUGUAUCAGGACAACAAUCUGAUCAAGAUUGCGCAAGCUGAGAUUGAUCAAGGUUUUCAAUGGACACUGACUUUUUAUUUUUUUAUUUCAUCAUCUAUACAAUGGUUUAUUUAAUGAAGUGUUGUUACUGUGGUUAUUUAUUAAGAAAACAGUAAGCUUUAAGUGCCUGGGGAAGGUGGGAGGGCAGGGAUGAAUUACCUAUAACUUGGUUAGGAUUUCAGGGGGAAAAUUGUUGAUGCAAAAGUCAAGUAACAUGAGAGAUUCUCAGGAGGAAGGAAGUGUAGCUAAAUAGCAGUAUGUUUAGAAAAUUACUUUGCCCAAUGUCAGAACACUGCAAGAUUUCUGAAUUAUGUUUUGCCCUGCUUUUCAAUGUUAACUGUGGCCAGCUUAGUUGCUGGUGCACAGUGUAAAUUGCUGCUGAAAGAAAAAUUCUUGGGCUCAAGGUAGGAGUCUGUGGGGUUUAGUCAGGAUAGUGUUUUGGCCCCCUUGCUUCCAUUAACAGCUUGAUCCUGGGAGAUGCUGAGCACUCAGCUUUUACAGGACUGAGUAAGUACUGCUUAGCCCUCCUUGGAAAUCAGGCGUAUGUGAUGCACCUUCCAUGGGGAAGGUGCCUGCUGUACAGCCUGUGCAAUGAUCCAGGUGCAAGUUUCACAGGAGCACAGGGUUGGGGGAGAAGAAGGUGACAGCAGCUCAGAAGGAAAGAGGAUAUGCAGUUUCACCCACUUUGAAAUCCAGUUAGCUUGACUGAAGGGUCUCCCAUAGCUGUGCGUUAGCUGUGCUUUUAGUACAACCCAUGUUCUGGUGCCUGGGACCAACACCAUAGAAAAUAAAAAGAAACAUUGAUAACUAGCCACUAGUUACUUUUUUUGCACUUGAACUUAAAUGUACUGUACUCAUGUAAAUCCUCAUGACUUGUUUAAGUGUCCUUUAAAACCAGAAAUGUAUUUAUUGUAUGUUUGUAUAACUUGGGGGAGAACUAACAGAACUGAACAGGUGACAGGACAGAAGGAUGCUAAGAAUCAUCAGGCAAACCAUUUGUAGAGUUCAUGCUGUAUGGUGUUACCUCAGCUUUUACUGCAUAGCACCUGGAUUGUGAGGUGAAGAGCUUGUACACUGUGUUUACACUUCAGAAUUGUUUAUUUGAAAUGCCUGCUCUUUUUGGAAAUGUACAGUCAUUCUGUGUUGCAAAAUGGACAUGUACACCUGGGUUUUGAUAUUUGUGAAACUGUAAAAAGUGUAGUAAGAAAUAUAAAAUAGUCAUAAUGUAUUUAAUAGUAUCAAUCUGAGCUUUUAUUACAUUUGCUUAUUUUAUGGCAUCAGCAGUGAACGUAAUCACCUGAAUUGAAAAUAAUUAAAUUAUAAUUACCUUUU